AUGGCUCUUUUCUUCGUACCUCGCCGGGUAUUCGUACGCUCCAGCUCUAGUCUCCGAAUAUUCUCCUCCCGGUCCUUCUCAUGUUACUCCGUUCUUCGGAACGACAAGCCGGCUUUCGCCUUCGGCCGCGGCCCAGCUCCUCCAAGGCUACCGAAGGAAGAGCAAGAGCUCUUUGAAGAACUUCAAAGACGAUCGACCGGCGCAUUUAGUACGCCUCGCGCCCCUCCCAAAGUCAACCAGUCACCACAUUCCCAACCUGCCGCUGAAGAAAAGCCUGAGUUUAAGGCCACGGGCAAAGGAGAGGAACUUCAUCCGGAUCUGCGGGGAGGUCUCAAGCCUGAAUUUGAGGGUGAGAGAAAUCCCAAGACUGGAGAAGUGGGGGGACCCAAGAACGAGCCACUGCGAUGGGGGGCGGAGGGCGACUGGAGCUACGGUGGUCGUGUCACAGAUUUCUGA
Molecule: messenger RNA, 456 nt
Organism: Aspergillus fischeri NRRL 181
Lineage: Eukaryota; Fungi; Ascomycota; Eurotiomycetes; Eurotiales; Aspergillaceae
Product: succinate dehydrogenase assembly factor 4
Exons: 1
Coding region: 1-456 (151 amino acids)
Biological process (GO): mitochondrial respiratory chain complex II assembly
Cellular component (GO): mitochondrion
Source: RefSeq, a predicted model, not a curated record